Linderina pennispora is the source of this 893-nucleotide messenger RNA. RefSeq lists its product as uncharacterized. The record is from RefSeq and is a predicted model, not a curated record. Lineage: Eukaryota; Fungi; Kickxellomycota; Kickxellomycetes; Kickxellales; Kickxellaceae. The coding region runs from base 105 to 887 and encodes 260 amino acids. Gene Ontology annotation, biological process: spindle assembly. The transcript has a single exon. Gene Ontology annotation, cellular component: cytosol; HAUS complex.
AGAUGAAUCGCGCUUUUCAGAGACUGCCGUCGAAACCCUCCCACAGGAAUCGCGGCUCGCUUAUGUUUUUUGUAAUCUUUGUUUUUUUUUUUUUUGCACUGUAAAUGUCAGACUCGUCCAGCACGCCAAUUGCCUGGGAGACGCUCGACCACUGGCUGCGUGCGCUCUACCGGCCGUCCAUGCCACCUGCAGUGCCGCACGACCCGCCCACACAGCAGCACCUGAGCCGCCUGUACCUCCUCGACCAGCACAUGCAGCAGAUCUAUUCAAUCGCACAGCGCGUUAAUGCUCUGGCGGCCAAAGAGUACCUGGCCAACCUCCCUCCAGCCACAGCGCCCAUUCCACGCGCACUGUCGGAGCUGUCCCAGCUCGCCGUAGCUCUGGACCUUCCAGACAUGCGCCUGGAGACGUUCGAAGUGGCAGUAAGCGCAAGGACCAUACAGGGGCUGAAAAGGCAAACGCAGCUACUGCAGUGCCAGGAGAGGCUCAGCAAGGUGAAGGCCAAGGUCCAGGGGUCGCUUGAGCGGCAGCAGAAACUACGGCGGCUGCUGGAGAGCCGCAGGCGCAAUGUGCGGGUGGAGGCGCAGAAGGCGCGCGAAUGGACCAGGAACGGCGCGAUCGUCCAGGCCAAAUGCCAGGAGUACAAGGGCCGGCUCAUCCAGCCAAAGCACAUGCAAGGCCUGGAGUACAAGGACAUGCGCAAGCUGGACCUGGCCGUCGAAGAGCUGAGCCAAGCAGUCGCUGAGAAGCGCCGGAUCCACGAUGGCUACGCGGCAUUGCCGCCCGACACGCAGCUGGCGUGGCUCCGUCUGGAGGAGGCCAGGCAGACUUUGAUGCAUGUGCGGGCUGAGUGCGAGCGGGCAGCAGAACGCGCCUACGGAAGCUGAAUUCCC